AUGUCUGGUGUUUCAGACUCUCCAGAGAGCCCAGAGCCAGCUGAGAAAGGACCAACUCUGCCUAUUAUUCCAGACUCACCGGAGAGCUCGGAGCCAGCAGAGAAAGGCCCAGCAGUGCCUACUAUCCCGGACUCGUCAGAGAGUCCAGAGCCAGCAGAGAAGGGUUCACUUGAUAUCUCAAACCCUCCAGAGGUUGACACGCUGGAGCAAAACUCACCCAUCAUUCCAGAUAGCUCUGAGUCAGUGGAAAAAGACUCACCCGUCAUCCCAGAGAUACUCGAGAACUCAGAAUCUGGAGAAACAUCAGAGACUCUUGCACCGGGAGUGGAACCAGUUGUGAUUCCAGAUGAUCCUGGAACUGCACAACCAGGCUCAGCUAAACCAUUCGAUACGAA
This is a messenger RNA of Diachasma alloeum, 395 nucleotides long. Its product is annotated as swi5-dependent recombination DNA repair protein 1 homolog. The annotation marks the transcript as partial. The transcript has a single exon. NCBI's taxonomy places the organism in Eukaryota, Metazoa, Arthropoda, Insecta, Hymenoptera, Braconidae. The record is from RefSeq and is a predicted model, not a curated record.